GACCGCCGCUCCGCCAGCACCAUGGGACACUUGCAACAGCGGCUGACCUUGGCGGCGACCUGCGCGUGGCUGUGCCUGCUGGCGGGCGUCCAGCGCGCGGGCGCGGGCGUCGCCUACUACGGGACCGCCGCGCAGGCGCAGCAGCUGCUGCCCGGCUCCGCCAGCGUCGUGCUCGUCCCGCAGGGCAGCACCGCCAACCUCGCCAGCGUGUCGUCGGCCGUGCCGGUGGUGUACGUGGGCGGCGCGCCGGGUAACGGGCUGAGCGCCGUGUUGCUACGCGACGGCGCCGACGGCAGCAACCCGGACGGCGGCUCCGGGGGCGGCGCCGGGGGCGGCGUGGGCGGCGGCUUCGUCGACACCAUCCUCUCCUGGUUCCCGCACAUCCCCAUCAUCAACCCCGCGCCUUCACCGUCGCCCGUCGAGGGCUCCAAGCCGCAGAAGGUGGAGAACCCGGCGUCGUCCCCCGCAGCGGCGGCUGGCGGAGAGUCGGCUGCAGGGUCGGCGGCUCCAGCUCCAGCUCAGGCUCCAGCUGCAGCGCCGGCGCGCCUGGAGGACCUGGACGAGGGCCUGCCGCCCGCCGAGCAGCCUCAACAGCCGGGCCUGAGCCCGCUGCCUCUGCCGCUGUCGCCGCUGGCGCCGCGGCCGGGCCAGAAGUUCGUGCUGGUGGGGCAGCCGCAGUUCUUCGGCAACUAUGACGUGCUGCGCCAGCUCGGCCUGCAGAACAUCGGCACGCGCGGCCUGCUGGCGGGCGGCGCCGCCCUCACGCCGGCCGCGCUGCUGCCGCCCCGCCACCUGGGCGGCAAGCCCGCCCCCGAGAAGCUCCAGCAGCGGCAGCCCGCCGACGCCGCCCCCGCCGUCCCCGAAGCCUCCGCCCCCGCAGCUGCCGAUUCCUCGGACAGUGGAUUCCAGAGGUACAGCCAGCAAGGAGCACUGCUGUCGCAGCGUCUGCGCGACAUCGCCGCCGCCAGCGGCGACUCCCCAGCUUCCGAUGAUUCGAGCAGCAGCGAGGAGAAGCCGACGGAGAGCGAGGACGCCGAGCAGGUGGUGGGCGCCGACCCGCCGGGCCCCAGCGUCGCUCAGGUCAAGCCGCAGGCGCUCGCGCUCGCCGGACCCGGGGGCGUGGCCGCCGCCGCCCCCAUGGGCACGGCGCUCGUCGGUCCCGGCGGGCUUGCCGUCGCCGCCCCCGCCGCCACCGCAAUCGCCGGCCCCGCGGGCGGCACACCUCCCAUCGGGAUAGUCCCGGCGUCGCAGGCCUACAAGCAGUACCUGGAGGCCCAGAAGGUAGUCGAGAACCACAGGAAGCAGCAGCAGCAACAGCAAAACCGUAGACCCGCCUUCAUCGCAUACAACGCGUAGAGCAUACAAAAGGGAAUCAACAUAACACUUCUGAAGGCUUCCUAGUCCAUUUUAGCACUGAAUCCUAAGAAAUUCCUUUACAGAAAGUUGCUAUUAGUAUUAAAAUCCCGCCCCCUCCCUACCACCCUCCCCACAGAUCCACACACAUGCCUUUGUUAUCAUUGAUAUAUCGCUGCCCUGCGCUACUAAGGUUCCUUUCCUGAUGAAGCAUUGAAGUCUCCACUGUACUUGUGUCAGAAUACAACAUAUCGAUGCCCUGCGUUACUAAGGUUCCUUUCCUGACGAAGCAUCGAAGUCUCCACUGUACUUGUGUCAGAAUACAAUUCGCUCGUACAAAAAUAUCUGACAAAAAAGUUAGUAGUAGACCGGACACCCUCCCACUCCACCUAACAGUACAAAUGACUGCUUUGGAGUUUCUGUAUCCAGGUCAGUCAAACAAAGGACACGCAACAUUCUUCAGGCGUGAGAAUUGAAACAAACACUUACUGUUAUUCCCCUUAACUGCGAGUACAUGAAAUCUGAGUUCCUUGCUUCUGACGUGUCUUGUUUAUAAAAAUACACGAAUUGUCGUUCAACUCUCAAUAGUUUUGCUUCUUUUCAACUGAAAUGGUGUUCUACAAGUUUUGUAAAUUUCAUUUCAAUAAUUGUUUUUAUGUUCAUUAGACAGCAGCAACUUUCCAGCCCCAUAUUCCUUCCAUACACGAUUCCAUGUCGAGCUUUCAGGAUAGUCCAGUGCUCUGAGACGGUCUUCGAUUACACGUGCUUCCUAUUUGGGUGCAGUCCGCAGCCACUGCAGCUGACCUGCAGUCUCAACUUACGAGACGACGUCAGCUCUCGGUCAGGACAGCUUGUGACGUUUGUGACUUUUAAUGACUUCUUAGUGUUUUUAACAGGGAGUGACUUCCGUUUCGACAGAUGACUGUCAUGACUUUGCGACUAUUUGACUUCUACUACACAGCAAGAUGAACUGUGUGACUUACUUUGUGUGGAGACUGCACCAGCUGUCAUGAUUUCAUGAGAAAUUUUGCUGGCAGACAGCACCCUUUAUUUAUACUUUUUUAUUGUGAAUAUUGCAACUUGAGUGACAGUGAAAAUUGUAAUUCAGGCGUUACUGUAGUGGCGUGUGAAAUCUUAAAUAAAAUUGUUGCUAAAUGCUAGAA
This is a messenger RNA of Schistocerca nitens (vagrant locust), 2516 nucleotides long. Its product is annotated as translation initiation factor IF-2-like. NCBI's taxonomy places the organism in Eukaryota, Metazoa, Arthropoda, Insecta, Orthoptera, Acrididae. The record is from RefSeq and is a predicted model, not a curated record. The transcript has 5 exons. The coding region runs from base 22 to 1356 and encodes 444 amino acids.